Molecule: messenger RNA, 1665 nt
Organism: Bradysia coprophila
Lineage: Eukaryota; Metazoa; Arthropoda; Insecta; Diptera; Sciaridae
Product: sodium-dependent phosphate transporter 2-like
Biological process (GO): phosphate ion transmembrane transport
Cellular component (GO): membrane
Molecular function (GO): phosphate transmembrane transporter activity
Source: RefSeq, a predicted model, not a curated record
ACCUGGUAAAUUUUUGCCAGUAUUUCUUGAGCAAUCGAAUGUCGACUGUUAUUUCGAUUACAGUUCGAUUUUUGUUUCGUCAUUUUUUUGGCAUUUUUAAUUCAAUAAAUUAGUGUAAUCAAGAAAUACCACCGCACAGAUGGAUCCAUAUUUGGCGGAAGUGUUGUGGAUAGUAGUGUUAGGUUUCCUGGUAGCAUUCGUUGUUGCAUUUGGUGUGGGUGCCAAUGAUGUGGCAAACAGUUUUGCGACUAGUGUCGGUUCCGGAGUCCUAACAUUUCGGCAGGCGUGUUAUUUGGCGUCAGUAUUCGAAUGUGCCGGUGCUAUUCUUAUUGGCUACAAGGUCUCAGACACGAUCCGGAAGGGAAUUCUCGAUGUUUCGGUGUUUGACGGUGACGAAAGGACUUUGAUGCUUGGCAUGCUGGCCGCACUGAUUGGCAGCGCGAGUUGGUUGUUAGUUGCAACAUACUUCAAACUGCCUGUAUCUGCAACGCAUAGUGUCGUUGGUGCUACAGUUGGAUUUGGCUUGGUAGCGAAAGGGGCAAAUGGAUUGCAAUACAUGCAAUUAAUCACGAUUGUUGCAUCUUGGGUCGUAUCACCGCUUCUGAGUGGUCUCAUAACCGUCGGACUAUUUUUGCUCAUCCAUUAUUUCAUUCUAAAAGCAAACAAUCCACUUAAAGCCGGUUUCGUUUCGCUACCUGUUGUAUACUUUGUUGUCGUCUUCAUAAACGUUUUGAGUGUCACUUUCGACGGAUCAAAAUUACUGAAAAUGGACAAUCUUGAGCUGUGGCUUAUAUUUACUAUUGCAACCGGAGCUGCUAUAAUAGUGGCUAUCGUUGUUCAGAUUUUCAUUGUGCCAUGGCAGAGAAAGAAAAUUCUUGCCAGUAAAUCAACAGAAAAUGGUUUUGCAUCCAAUACCACUAUAGUUACGACUGUUUCGACAAAGUCAUUAGAGUGCCCUAUUCCUGAAAAAUCUGAAAAUACCGAAGAUGCCGACAACGAAGAAAGUGUAAACAAACUGUUCAACUUCCUUCAGAUUCUUAGUGCAGUAUUCAGCAGUUUUGCUCAUGGUGGUAAUGACGUGAGUAAUGCAAUCGGACCACUUAUUGCAAUCUGGUUGAUAUACACAGAGGGAACCACCGGUUCAGAGACUGAAUCUCCAAUUUACUUACUACUUUAUGGAGGAGUUGGCAUUGUUUUGGGUUGUUGGGUAUUCGGUAGAAGAGUCAUUGAGACUGUUGGCACAAAUCUGACCAAAAUCACUCCAACAACCGGUUUUGUGAUUGAAAACGGAGCCUCUGCCACUGUUUUAUUGGCUAGCAAGCUCGGACUUCCCAUCUCGACCACACAUUGCAAAGUCGGAAGUGUGGUAUUUGUUGGAUGGACAUACAAUCAAACUAGAAAAGAUAAAAGUGCACAGCCAGUUAAUUGGUCGUUAUUCAGGAAUAUCGCUGUGUCGUGGAUUGUCACCAUUCCUGCAGCUGGUCUGAUAUCAGCGUUCUUCAUGUGGAUUUUCACUUACAUCAAUUAAUCUCGUUCCUACUGAAAUUUAGUUAGUUAAUUUAUUUAUUGUGAUAUGAAAGUUAAUGCAACCGAAAAUAGUUUCACAAAUUGUGGUGACACCUUGUGAACAUACCAAAUAAACGUUCAAAGAUGAGUAAUUUGUAC